AUGUUAAAAUAUAAAAAUAAUCUUCUACCAUUACCCAGAUGGUUUGUAUCCAAUAAUCCCUCAAUAAUAAUAUCCAAAAGAAACAUUUCACUAAAUGCCGAUUUAGCUAACGCUUUGAAAAGCUCUACUACAGAUCAUGGUGUCAUUGUUAUUGGAGCUGGACAUGCUGGUAUUGAAGCCAGUACUGGUUCAGCUAGAGUUUUAUCUAAAACCAAUACAAGAACUACCUUGAUUACUCCAUAUAUCGACAAAAUCGGUACUUGUUCUUGUAAUCCAUCUAUGGGUGGUGUGGGCAAGGGUACUUUGUUAAGAGAGGUAGAUGCCUUGGAUGGAAUAGCUUCAAAGGUGACUGAUUUGGCUGGCAUUCAAUUUAAAAUGUUAAAUAAGAAAAAAGGCGGACCAGCUGUUUGGGGUCCCAGAGCACAAAUUGAUAGAAAGCUUUAUUUGAAAGAAAUGCAAAAGAAAGUGCUAAAUUAUGGUAAUAACUUGCAUAUAAUAGAGGGUAAAGUUCAUGAUAUUAUUAUAGAUCCAAAAGUUAACAAAGUUUGUGGUGUUAUUUUAGAAGACUCGAAUAAAGUAUUAAAGUGUUCGCAAGUGGUUAUUACAACGGGAACAUUUUUAGGUGGGGAAAUUCAUAUUGGCAUGGAAAGCUAUCCAGCUGGAAGAAUCGGGGAAGGCCCAACUUAUGGUAUAUCCAAGACUUUAAAAGAUGCUGGAUUCCAAUUAGGCAGGUUGAAAACGGGUACCCCUGCACGACUUGAUGGUAAUACCAUAAACUUUUCCAUUUUAGAAAAGCAACAUGGAGACGACCCACCACAUCCAAUGAGCUUUUUAAAUGAACAAGUGGCCAUUAAAGACCAAAUUGUUUGUUAUGGUACCCGUACAACAAAGGAAUUGCACGAUUAUUUGCGUAGCAAUUUGGAUAAAUCCAUUCACAUUAUUAAGGAAACUGUCAAGGGUCCACGUUACUGCCCGUCCUUGGAAGCUAAAAUCACUAGAUUUGCUGAUAAAGAGUCACAUAAAAUCUGGUUAGAACCAGAAGGCUUGGACACAAAUGUCGUUUAUCCAAAUGGUAUUUCUAAUUCAAUGCCUGAAGAUGUGCAGCUGAAAAUGAUGAGAAUGAUUCCAGGUCUAGAAAAUGUUGAAAUUAUCCAACCGGCUUACGGUGUUGAGUAUGAUUAUGUUGACCCACGCUCCUUAACACAAACAUUAGAAACUAAAAAAGUCAAAGGUCUUUUUUUGGCCGGUCAAAUUAAUGGUACGACUGGCUAUGAAGAAGCUUGUGCGCAAGGUUGUAUCGCUGGUAUUAAUGCUGGGCUAGCGGCAAGAGGCGAUAAUAAGUCGUUGAAAAUAGGGAGGUCUGAUGGAUAUAUCGGGGUUUUGAUAGAUGAUUUGAUCACUAAGGGUGUUGAAGAACCAUAUAGAAUGUUCACUUCAAGAAGCGAGUUUAGGGUGACCGUCAGAGCUGACAAUGCAGAUAUAAGAUUAACAGAACUGGGACGUGAUGUUGGUGCAGUUCUAGAUGAAAGAUGGACCAAGUAUUUGCAAGAUAAAUAUAUAUUUGAUUCAUCAAUUGAAAAAUUGAAAAACUUUGUUCAAACUACUCCUAAAUGGAAUGCAUGUUUAACAGAUUUUUUUUUAGCAGACAGCAGUUCUAAUAAAUCAGCUUGGAAUAUGUUUAGACUCAACGGUGUCACAUUGGAAAUCCUGGCUAAAGCUGUGCCUGAAUUGAAUAUUAAUAUAAAUGAAAUACCAAAACAUUUGGCUUUAAAAAUUAAUGUAACUGGUAAAUAUGAGCCAUAUAUUCGGAAGCAAGCUCAAUAUAUUAAAGCAUUUCAAGCUGACGAAUCUAUGCUACUACCAAAAAACUAUGACUAUAAUCAGCUACCAUCAAUAAGUUCUGAAUGCAAAUCACUAUUAAAUAAAAUCAAACCUGUAACAAUUGGUCAAGCAAGAAGGAUUCAAGGAAUAACGCCAGCAUCCAUUUUUGAACUUUAUAGAAUAGUGAGGUCUAUGCAAUCUGAAAUAAAAUCAGCUCAAUAA
Messenger RNA from Saccharomycodes ludwigii, 2043 nucleotides. RefSeq names its product tRNA modification protein MTO1 (gene MTO1). Gene Ontology annotation, biological process: tRNA wobble uridine modification; tRNA methylation. Bases 1 to 2043 code for a protein of 680 amino acids. NCBI's taxonomy places the organism in Eukaryota, Fungi, Ascomycota, Saccharomycetes, Saccharomycodales, Saccharomycodaceae. Gene Ontology annotation, cellular component: cytosol. The transcript has a single exon. The record is from RefSeq and is a predicted model, not a curated record. Gene Ontology annotation, molecular function: flavin adenine dinucleotide binding.